ACCUCUGGACACAAACUGCUCUCAUCAGUCUGCUGCUGUGACUGUCUCACUGACAACUCAACUGAAUGAACUCUCUGGCUGUCUGACUCUCCACUCAGAGCCUGAAGCUGUACACAUUUUCAGAUUCACAACACAAACUUUUUACUAGAGGAAGAGGAAGUAAUACCUUAAAUAACCGGAAAGCAUCUGGAAGUCUUCUGCUGCUGGCCGUUGAAGAUCAGUGGACAGGGAAGAAGUGCGGGAAAAAAGAGCCUUGCUCAAAGGCACCUCAACAAUAGCUGCUGAGGAAGAGAAGAGCAACCACUAACUUUCUCAGGCUAACUGCAAUUCCCUGCUUUGUAUCCUAAAUCAGGUGAUUCCUGAACCUGCAGAGCUGAGAGACAACCAGUGGGCGAGUUGAAAGAUCUGUGCUGAGCUGUAAUCAGUCAUGGCAGACUGGAGCUUGCUGGGAAACUUCCUGGAGGAAGUGCAGGAGCAUUCUACCUCUGUUGGCAAAGUGUGGCUGACCAUCCUGUUUAUCUUCCGUAUCCUGGUACUCGGGACUGCAGCUGAGUCAUCAUGGGGAGAUGAACAGGAAGAUUUCGACUGUGACACUGGACAGCCGGGUUGCGAGAACGUUUGUUAUGACCAAGCCUUCCCUAUAGCACAUAUACGAUACUGGGUGCUCCAGAUCGUGUUUGUGUCCACUCCCAGUCUAAUCUACAUGGGCCACGCCAUGCACAAUGUACGAAGAGAGGAGAAGAGAAAGAGCAGAGAGGAGGAGGGAGGAGAUGAGGAAGGGAAAGAGGACGACCCAGGAGGAGGUGAAGGUGGAGGAGAGGGAGAGAAACAGGGGAAGAAAGGCGAGAAGGACGGAGGAAAGGAAAAAAGAGAAGGUCUAUCAGGAGGUCGAAUCCGCCUCAGGGGAGCGCUGCUACAGACCUACGUACUUAGUAUUCUGAUACGAAUUAUCAUGGAGGUGGUGUUUCUGUGUCUCCAGUACUUCCUGUAUGGAAUCUUCCUCAAUCCUCUGUAUGUCUGCAAGGCUUGGCCUUGUCCACAUCCAGUAAACUGUUAUGUCUCCAGACCAACAGAGAAAAAUGUCUUCAUAGUGUUCAUGUUGGCUGUGUCGGCCGUAUCUCUGGUUCUCAGUGUGGUUGAACUGCAUCACUUGGCAUGGAGACACUGCUGCAGGCAGUUGCUCUUCAAAAGGAAGGCCGCCACCGCUGCUAACGCCUCGCUGGCCCGACAGCUCUCUUUGCCUCCUCCUCUGCCGCCAUCAACCCCACCUCCAGACUUCAACCAGUGUGUGAUUGGCUCCUCACACUUCCUGCCCAUCCCUUUCCCCAACCACCGUCUGGCUAACCAACAAAACACUGAGAACAUGGUCACAGAGAAGAACAAAAUGGCCACUGCCGUGGACGAGGUAAACAUCCUUCAGAUGAGCUGCUACUCGCCUGGAUGGCAGGAGACUAGUAACAAUCAGAUCCAAGAUGGUGGAUACCUGAGGACCGACACUAACUUCUACAGCCCUGGGAGCAGGGAGAUCAGCUGCCUUCAAAUCCAAAAUGGCGGACCAGACAAGCUGUUGCUUAGUCCGAAUGAAGGGCUCUGUCAGAAGGACAAACGAAGAUUCAGCAAAACCAGCGGAACGAGCAGCCGAACAAGAGCAGACGACCUCUCUGUUUAGAAAGAAAGCAGAAAGCAGGCCGAUUUAACUCCUCACACAUGCUAAUUAAACAUACUUGACCCUUUGAACACAAAAGUGUUUUGCACAAAAGCUAUGUGCACAUAGCUCUAGACAGCUGGAGGAAUCAGAGUCUAACGCUGAUUUUCUUUUUUGUCUUGAAUGCCAUUAAAAUGAGUGACUCCACUCCACUCUGCUACUUGAUUAGGAGACAGUUCAUUCAGACUUGCUUCCCUUAACAGACACAAAAUGGAGUGCUCAAAGAUUGCACUGAACUCCUGACUGAAAAUAAUCGGAUGUUGAGUGUUCAGAUUGCUGUUUAAAUGUGUUUUAAAGCCAAAAAACCAAACAGUAUAUGUAGAGUCAGUGCACAUUCAUCUGGAGAGUCAUGUUUAACAUCAAAUAUAAACACAGACAAUCCUUAAAAAUUGCUCCUACUGUGAUUGUGAUCAGAUAGUGAUGCGUUCACCAGAAUCUGUUACCUUUUGAAAAGAUUAUAUUGCACCAUUUGUCAGGGACAUGUUUUUGCACAAACUUUUAUACUAGAUCAUCAGCUAUAAUGAUGUAUCACAUUUUAUCUCUGUUUAUGGGAGCUGAUUUUUGGUGACAAUAUAGUUGCCCAUCAUUCUGAAGGACUCGCAAUUGCUACAAUUUAAUGCAAAUGUUCUCUCUAAAGGACGAUUUAUGACAAAUGUUAUUCUUCUCAGAGUUUUUGAGAGAAACAGCUAAUGGGAUAACUUGGGUCUGGUGUUAAUCUAUAGUUUUUACCACAGAGGAAGUCACAACAAUGGGGGUGUCAAGCAACACAACCCAAGUUUAACCUGUGGACUGAACUCACUGAUUUACUGGCUGGCAUUUACUAUUGUUGGACAGACUUCUUCUGGACUGACUUCUUCAUUUUACAGUGAAAUAAUGGGAACUUAACUGGUGUAACUUAAUUUACUGUUACUGUUAUUAGCACUCAGCAUCAGAGAAAAGUUUUGUUUGUCAUUAUUUUCACUGUAUAACCAAGAGUCUAAUCUGUUUGGGCUUGAUUGAGUUUUCACUGCAGCUGGGUCUGUUUUAGCCCAUCUGGAUGCAGAUGUUGGUCCAGCCGUUUCAUCAGUGGACAUGAAGAUAAAGCACAAAGGCUGAUUGCAUCUUAACACCAGCAUAUUUUUACAAUUUCUUGACUAUUUAACAGCUGUGUUUUCAUUUCUCAUAUAUGCCUAUAUAUGUUAGUGACACCCUAGUCACUUUGGCUGACCACUGGUGAGUUUCUACUGCACUGUAUUAUGGUAAUUUCACAGUAUGGCUAUAAAUCUAUCUGAACUGAAACACAAUGGACUACAAUCUCUAUCUGAAAUGAAGGUUGUAGAUUUUGUUUGCAGAUUGUAUUGUAGCUUAAUGUUUACUAGAGCACAAAAAAAUCCAAAUAUCAUUAGGUGAUUACUACUAUCAAUGAUCAUUUUAAAUGUGUGCACAUUUCCUGUAUUGUACUUUUAUAUUUAUUAUUGUACUUCAAUAAUGUGAAUUCUGUAUGUUUAAAAAGCUUUGCAGAUAAAAUUAUGAAA
Messenger RNA from Morone saxatilis (striped sea-bass), 3219 nucleotides. Its product is annotated as gap junction alpha-5 protein-like. Gene Ontology annotation, cellular component: connexin complex. The record is from RefSeq and is a predicted model, not a curated record. Gene Ontology annotation, biological process: cell communication. The transcript is spliced from 7 exons. Lineage: Eukaryota; Metazoa; Chordata; Actinopteri; Moronidae. Bases 428 to 1669 code for a protein of 413 amino acids.